AUGGCUAUUUUCACUCAUGACCCGGUGAAGAACUGUCCCAAAGUCGAAGAGCCUGGCGCGGAGGACCAUGACAUUGAGCAAAGUGAAACCAAGCGGAAGAGCUCCGGUGUACUGAAUGUGAUCGUCUCCGGUCUAGCAUUGUUUAGCGAUGGAUACAAUGCACAGAUCAUUGGCUACAUGGAACCGUUGUUCUCAGUACUGUACAUGAAGGGCAUGUCUUCAACCAUCAAGUCUCGCCUUUCCAACUCGUACUUGAUUGGUGAGAUUUUCGGAAUGCUCUUUUUUGGAGUCUUGAUCGACCGGAUCGGCCGUAGAACCGGAGUCGUUGCUGCUACAGCUUUCCUUAUUUUGGGAGUCGUCUUAGCUACUGCUUCACAUGGAAAUACUGAGCUGGACAUGUUUUGGAUGAUGAUUGUUGCACGAGGCAUUGCUGGAUUUGGUGCUGGUGGAGAGUAUCCAGUCUGUGCUACGAGCGCCACCGAAGCUGCUGAUGAAACAGCAAAGCUCCGUAAACGACGUGGCUUUCUCGUGGCCGUGACAACGGAUUUUGCGGUUGAUCUGGGCUUUGUCGCAGCUGGUUUGGUUGCCCUGAUUGUGUUAGCCUGCUACAAUCAGCAAAACUCAGAAGGUGUUUGGCGAGUCUGCUUUGGCCUGGGUAUUGUACUCCCACUUUCCAUCUGUUUCUUCCGUGUACGGAUGAUAAACUCGACGCAAUAUCGAAAGCACGCCAUUAAAUCUCAGUAUCCAUACAUGCUGGUACUGCGUCGUUACUGGAAGCCGAUGCUUGGAACAUCAUUGGCCUGGUUUUGCUAUGACUUCGUGACAUAUCCCUUUGGCUUAUUCUCAUCGACAAUUAUCGAGCAACUGAAUCCUAACAACACCACGGUUCAAAACAUUGGAUACGGAACGGUUAUCAAUUGCUUCUAUCUACCCGGUUGUUUACUUGGUGGAUUACUGAUGGAUCGCCUCGGCCGUAAGCAGACUAUGACCUUGGGAUUUAUGCUCUGGGCAGUAUGGGGCUUCAUUAUUGGUGGUGCCUUACAUCAGAUUCAGAGUGUUUUCCCCCUGUUCAUAGUCAUGUACGGAAUUUUCCAGGCUCUCGGAGAGAUGGGACCCGGUGUCUCGACAUUCCUCUGCGCUUCUGAGUCCUUCCCAACACCACUACGGGGCCAUUUCUUGGGCUUUGCCGCCGCGGUUGGCAAGGCAGGCGCCUCCAUUGGGACGGAGGUUUUCACUCCAAUUCAGAACUCGUUUGACUCGACUGAAAAAGGUCAACAGGCGGUGUUCUUGAUCGGUGCCGCCUUCACUGUCGUUGGCGGCCUCAUUGCCUGGUUCUUGAUUCCGGAUAUGUCUCGGGAGCUGGAAACAGAAGAUGUUCGCUUCAAAGAGUAUCUGGAACAGAAUGGCUAUGAUGUUAGCCUCUACGGCGAGGCAUUGGUUAUCAAUCCACGAGAUUAG
Penicillium nucicola is the source of this 1458-nucleotide messenger RNA. RefSeq lists its product as uncharacterized. The record is from RefSeq and is a predicted model, not a curated record. NCBI's taxonomy places the organism in Eukaryota, Fungi, Ascomycota, Eurotiomycetes, Eurotiales, Aspergillaceae. Gene Ontology annotation, biological process: transmembrane transport; carboxylic acid transport. Gene Ontology annotation, molecular function: carboxylic acid transmembrane transporter activity. Bases 1 to 1458 code for a protein of 485 amino acids. Gene Ontology annotation, cellular component: plasma membrane. The transcript has 8 exons.